Messenger RNA from Rhinolophus ferrumequinum (greater horseshoe bat), 2098 nucleotides. It is a transcript of the gene POC5, whose product is annotated as POC5 centriolar protein. Gene Ontology annotation, cellular component: centrosome. Lineage: Eukaryota; Metazoa; Chordata; Mammalia; Chiroptera; Rhinolophidae. The record is from RefSeq and is a predicted model, not a curated record. Bases 221 to 1951 code for a protein of 576 amino acids. The transcript has 12 exons.
UGUCUCUUUGCAGUUUGAAACUGUCAGGUUGCUGCUAGGGUAGCCGCUGCGCUCACUGUUGUUUUACGGGCGACGUCGGCAAGAAGACGCGGACCGAGGAGUCCGGGUUCGUGAAGAACAACGACGGUUCAGAUGGUGUUCCAUGUACAGAUGAAACAUUUUAAAUAUUGAGGGGGAAAAACUGAAGUUAGCUUCUUCUGUUUUAUAGUAUCUGUGUAGAAUGUCAUCAGAUGAGGAGAAGAGCGCACUCCCAGUUAUGCAGAAUGACUCCAAGCGAGGCAGUUCUGUCUCUUCAGAUCUUCAGGAAGAGUAUGAAGAACUGCUGCGUUAUGCUAUAGUGACUCCAAAUAUUGAAUCAAGUGCUUCACAGCCAUCUCAUUCUAAGGGAGAAGUGGUGCCAGAUGUUAGAUUUCCUACUGUAAUUGAUGAUACUCGUCAUGACCAAGCAGGAAAUAGCCCUGUAGUAAGAGAAACAAGGAUGGAAGUUGGAAGAGGAUGUGAUUUAAAUAUUUCAAGUCAUUCAAAGACAGAAGAGUCGUCACCAGUGUCAUCACCAAGGAAGUCUUCUCACCCGGUCAUGGAUUUUUUCAGUUCAAAUCUUUUAGGCGACUCUUCCUCACCAGAGUUUAAUUUUAGCCAGGCUGGUGUCCAUGAAAUACUUACGGGUGAUUUUCUUAUUUCUGAUGAAAACCUUCAGAAAGUGGAAAAUGUAGUUGAUCUUUGGAGUUCAGGUCUUAAGACAAACAUCAUAUCUGAACUAACUAAAUGGAGACUUAAUUUUAUUGAUUGGCACCACAUGGAAAUGAAAAAAGAGAAAGAAAAACAUGCAGCACAUUUAAAACAACUGUGUAGCCAGAUCAACAGCUUGAAGGAGCUGCAAAAAGCCUAUGAAAUCUCCAUUGGGAGAAAAGAUGAGGUGAUUUCUAGCUUGUCUCAUGCCAUAGGCAAGCAAAAGGAAAGGAUAGAGUUGAUGAGAACGUUCUUCCACUGGCGAAUUGGCCAUGUCAAAUCCAGACAGGACGUUUAUGAAGGUAAACUAGCUGACCAGUACUUUCAGAGAACUUUACUGAAGAAAGUCUGGAAAGGUUGGCAUUCCAUAGUACAAAAGCAGUGGAAAGAUGUGGUGGAACGAGCUUGUCAAGCAAGAGCUGAGGAAGUUUGUAUCCAGAUUUCCAAUGAUUAUGAAACCAAAAUUGCUGUGUUAUCUGGAGCUUUAGAAAAUGCAAAAGCUGAGAUCCAAAGAAUGCAGCAUGAAAAAGAGCACUUUGAAGAUUCCAUGAAGAAAGCUUUCAUGAGGGGUGUAUGUGCAUUAAAUCUUGAAGCCAUGACUAUAUUUCAAAACAGAAAUGAUACAGGGAUAGAUUUCACAAAUAAUAAAAAGGACGAGCAUGGUUCUGGUGUUCAAGGAAAAGAACGUUCUGCUCAUUUGGACCCUUCGGCUACUCCAGGGCCCUCGGCAGUUGCACCAGCACCGUCCACACCAGGAGCAGCUGUGGGAGUGCCCAAUGCGGCUGUCUUUCCAUCUGCUGCCUCUAUCACUUCUGCAGGGGCUGCUUCCACCUCCGUUCACCUUCCUGUUUCCACUCCUCUUGGUGCUGGAUCGUCAGCUACUACUGCACCAGAAGAAACGUAUGUGCCCAGGGUUGUAACAUCUGCACAACAGAAAGCUGGAAGAACAAUUACAGCCCGGAUCACAGGGAGAUGUGAUUUUGCUGCAAAAAACAGAAUUAGUAGCAGUUUAGCUAUAAUGGGAGUUUCUCCUCCUAUGAGCUCAGUUGUUGUGGAAAAACAUCAUCCAGUCACAGUGCAAACCAUUUCUCAAGCUGUUGCAGCAAAAUAUCCCCGCACCAUUCAUCCAGAAAAUACUACCUCAGCUUCCAGAUCUCUCGGAACCAGAUCAGCUCACACCCAGUCUCCCACAAACAUUCAUUCUAUAAAAGUGGUUGACUAAAAUGAAUAUGUUCAUAUUAAGAUCUUUUAAUUCCUCUGGUUUUACCAAGGGUUAAAAGGCUUUAGUUUUUAAAUUUUCCAUAUUUUUAGAACAUCAUGGAUACAUCAUGUUCAUCUUUUCAAAAUUACAAGACUUUUUUGAAGCCAU